Enterobius vermicularis (human pinworm) is the source of this 696-nucleotide messenger RNA. The record is from the annotation of a GenBank genome assembly. NCBI's taxonomy places the organism in Eukaryota, Metazoa, Nematoda, Chromadorea, Rhabditida, Oxyuridae.
AUGGCGAAUGAAAACAGACCAAAAAUAAGUACCGGUUUUUUACAGCCAGCAAAGGUUGACUACAAAUCUCUUGACGAAAACACAUUUGGUGAUCCUUAUCCAAUAGCGUUCAUUGAACAGCUUGAAAGCGUAGAUGACAGACUGAGACGAAACAGUGCUGUCAAUGAUGACAACGACUCGGACAACUCGGAUGAUCAGAUGUUUACACUUAGAUUCUUUCGCACCAAUUCUGAAAACAUACCAAGUAGGUUCGAUUGGUUAGACAUUAUUCCCGUAUUCUGCAUUUUGGUGGUUACUUUUGAAGCUGUAUUUGCUUUUCUUUCAAAGAGCACUUCUUGCGUUAUGGACGUUCUUCGAUGGUUGUCGGAUUUCUGUGGUCACUAUAAGUUAGUUGAUCGAAACAGUCGAGUUCAAGAACGUUUAGCAUUGAAAUCAAGAAAAUUUCUGGGAACUGCAGACUUUAUAUGCCUUCGAUUUGAGCAGUUUCUGCAUAUGUUUGGCAAUCAUGGCAUCGCAGCUGUUGUACUCACUGUAACAGCUUUAAUAAAUAUUCAGCAAAAGUCGCGAGCUAUAGACAUGGUUGCAGCAUAUAUCAUUGCUGUUCUUCUCAUCUGUAACACUUUUGCUGCCUUUAAAAAGGGUUAUUCACGGUUUCGGCGAAUUAGAAGUAACCGUUAUCAAUACGAUGAACUCUGA